AUGGAGAUGGAGAAUCCCCAAACCCUAGCGCCCCGGUCAGCAGAUCCCAUUGCGAGAGAUUCACCCAUUCCGCUCGCGGAAAAGAGUAACCUGCGCGCUGGAAGGAUGUGCACUAGAUCUCCCUGCAAAUUCUCCCAUUGCAACCCCAGUUUCCGACACGCCGAAGAGAUAUCAGCGUCAAAGAAGAGGCUCAUGAUAGCCGCCAUCCUCUCCACCACCUUCAUGUGCAUUGAAGUCUACGGUGGCAUCAUAGCCAACAGCCUCGCGGUCCUCAUUGACGCGGCUCGUCUUCUCUCAAACAUCGCGGCAUAUGCUAUCUCUCUUAUCUCCCUCCAGGCAGUUGGAUGGACCGCCACACCGCGUCUGUCCUAUGGAUACUUCCGAGUGGAGAUCCUGGGAGCUCUGUUUUCUGUACAGCUCGUAUGGCUCCUAGCAGGUAUUCUCUUUUAUGAAGCCAUUGACAGAAUCAUAAACUACAGAGGAGAGGUACAAGGCUUCAUAAUGUUCUCCGUUGCUGCCUUCGGACUCGUAGCCAACUCCCUCGUAGCAGCUCUUCUGAGUCACGAUGGCCAUGGUCGUCGCCUCACUGAUGACCUCAGACCCAUUGACUGUCAUGGCGGCGACGUAGAGGAACCACUUGUAAAGCAUGCCGAAGUGAGGAACGUCAACCCAGGCAACGGCUACCUCCAUGCGCUUGGAGAGUCGAUCCAGACGGUCGGAGUGAUGAUCUCCGGGGCCUUCUUGUGGUGGAAGCCCGAAUGGAAGAUAAUCGAUCCUGUAUGUACGCUCGUCUUCUCUGCGGUCGCUCUUGUGAACUCUGUGAAGAUGGUGAGGAAAAUAGUUGAUGUUCUCAUGGAGUCAUCUCCGGGGGAGAUUGACGUGAAGAGGCUCGAGAAAGGCCUGUGUGAACUGGAUGGCGUGGUUUCCGUUCAUGAGGUACACGUGUGGGCGAUCACCUUGGGGAAGGUGGUACUCACGUGCCAUGUCAGCGUAACCCUAGAGGCCGAUGCUGACGAUGUGCUUCGCAAGGUGGUAGAGUACAUACGGAAGGAAUACGGCAUCCUGCAUAUCACCGUGCAGAUCGAGCGCCGUUAG
Spirodela intermedia is the source of this 1095-nucleotide messenger RNA. Lineage: Eukaryota; Viridiplantae; Streptophyta; Magnoliopsida; Alismatales; Araceae. The record is from the annotation of a GenBank genome assembly.